AUGUCGAAUUCUGGGUCAGAAUCCGAGUUCUCCGACGAAGAACAAGGAGCUCAAACGUUUUCUAUCCAGCCGUAUCAGUUUGAACCGCGGUAAACACUGAUGUGAGGGAUAUCAACGCUGAAAGUCUUUCAGGCGACGAGUCCAUGGAAGGCAGCGAAGAAUUGAAUCCAAGACUGGAAAAUUCCGACUGGUAUGUGCUGUGCUGUUUGCUUCACUGUAAUUCUUUUACCGAUGUGCGAAAUAAACUGUUGUUUGGCCCAGAUGUCGUGUUCGUAAUUGUUUCUUUUUUGUUUUUUUUCGUUUUGAGAGUCUUGAGUACGUAAACAUUUCAUUAUCGAGCGGCCGACAAAUUGCUUAGUGUUCCUAGUUUUCAAUAUGUCUUGCAAAUUAGGUGCUGUGAACGUGAAAGCUGUUAAAAACCUAGCAUAAAUUCCCUCCUUCCCCCGCAGCUGGACUUUUCAAGUAGAAGGGAAGGAUUUUGAACAAUUUUCUUGGCGCUUCGCUGUCUUUUAUAUAUGUUAACACUGAGCAGGGGUGCAAACAAAAAGAAUUGUAUUUUUGUAAAUGUCGAUCUUCACUGCAUAUAGGUUCUUUAAGUCAACAGGCGGCCGUUGGUCCCGCCUAACCUAUUUCAGGAGAGAAUUUUAUUUACAUGUUUAACUAUCUAAAUUUGCCAGUGUCCUCACUUUCUUUACUAGCUUGUAUAAACAGUUUUCUUCAACUCAAACAAAAUUAAUCUGCUUCAACAUAUUUUAUCUACAUAUCACAAAAAAAAGUUAGUAACAUCUAAAUCUUAUGAAACCUUACAUUGUUUUCUUAAAUCAGCUCUCAAUUGCUGGUGUUUAUCCAGCUUCUUAACCUGUACCUCAUGUUAUAUGUAGAACAAUUCAGUUUUUGUUUCCCAUCUAUGAUUUAGGUGCUCAUGUGAUAAUUGCCAGAUUAUGGGGAGAGCGGAGGCAUGCAUAUGCUGCCAAGAAAUAGAGCAGGUUAAAAAUAAGCUUAAUGAAGCAGUUACUCGUGGUGAAUGUGAGGAAGAGCCAACAUGCAUCACGCAGCAUCCAGGGUUCCAUCCAGUGUGUAUAAAUAGAUGGGUCCUGCAGACUGCACGGUAUCAAUAUAAGCAACAAUACAAAGAAUCUAUUGAUGGUCCUGAAGGCAAACUCUACAGGCACAUAGCAUACAGACAAUUGGCCCGAUGGUACUGGGGAAUCCUGGGCAAGGAAAUUAGGGUUGUGCUUCCUUCAUGUGCUGUAAUGUGUAUUAGGAACUUCUAUCCUCCACCUGGGCCUGAGGAGGAGUUUGUCUUUACAGGGUUUAAAUAUGCAGACGAGUGA
Molecule: messenger RNA, 1334 nt
Organism: Porites evermanni
Lineage: Eukaryota; Metazoa; Cnidaria; Anthozoa; Scleractinia; Poritidae
Source: the annotation of a GenBank genome assembly